AUGAAAGGAGAAGUCCUCUGUCUCGGCCAAGGAAAAAAGCUCGGUGUGGUUAGCAGGAUUAGAUGUACAAUGUCUCGAGAUGGAUAUCUGUCUGCAUCUAAAAGGGAAACAGACAGUGGAGAGAACAGUGCUGGCAGCAGCUACCUCCUCCCCGCCUCCCUCUCACUCUGGACACCAUCGCGUCGCUUGAAAACGUUGUUUCUUGCUCCAGAAACAGUCGCCUCCCAGCUCGACCUUCUCCUCAGGGACAGGAGCCACAAUCCACCGCGAAUCGCGAGCGUCAGCGAAAAAACUACGACCGGACUAGAUUUCUUUCAAACAGCAGAUACAGAUUCGCCUCACUUUUCUUUUGACAAUCAAACUUCCUCAACCCCCGCAGAGUCGCAACUGUGUUCUCUCUCUUUCUCGUUCUUUUUCUUUUCUCGCUUUCUCGUUCUGUUUCGCGCGCUGUCGUUUCUUUUCUCUUUUUUUCGGUUGCGUCGGUGUGAUGCUUCUGCGUGUGUUUCUCUCCACGGCGAUCUUCUUUUCUCUAUGUGUCUCGGUGAAAAACAUCUUUUUCUGGGCCUUCUCGGCGCGUUUGCUUGCAACCGGCAAAGCGACCUCCCUUUUUUACCUGUUUGA
Molecule: messenger RNA, 621 nt
Organism: Toxoplasma gondii ME49
Lineage: Eukaryota; Apicomplexa; Conoidasida; Eucoccidiorida; Sarcocystidae
Exons: 4
Coding region: 1-621 (206 amino acids)
Source: RefSeq, a predicted model, not a curated record